This is a messenger RNA of Chiloscyllium plagiosum (whitespotted bambooshark), 4803 nucleotides long. The record is from RefSeq and is a predicted model, not a curated record. NCBI's taxonomy places the organism in Eukaryota, Metazoa, Chordata, Chondrichthyes, Orectolobiformes, Hemiscylliidae.
CCUUCCCUCUUCCUACCCACCCGUGAGAGCCAGCCCCCUCCGUACCCUCACCUGUCCGUCCUCCCUCCCUCGCUGCCUGCAGUCCGCCUCCCGCCGCCCCUUUCCGCUCCCGGCAGCCGGUGGCUGACGCGUUUCCUGCCGCAGCUCUGGGCUUGGCGAGUAGUCGGAGCCGGGGCGGCCAUUUUCACCCGGUCCUUCCCCCCCCCCCGCCCGGCACCUCCCUCUCCGUCUCCCUCCUCGUCCUGUCCACCCACUCCUCCCCCACACCAUCUGUCUGCACCCAGCCAGCCAGCCACCUACCUACCUCCCUCCUCCGCUGCGAUCUCCAUGUUAGAGGGUGAGGAGUGGCGUCCGAAAGGUCCUGUCUCUCACGUCUGGAGCCGGGAAGCGGUGCAGCGGCGGCCGGUGAGCGCUGUCUCCUCUGGCCGCUGAAGCCGGGGCCUUGUAACCGAGGCUGAGGGCAGUGAGUGGUGGGACUGCAGCUGCCGCUGUUUCUCAGGGGGAAAGGUCCGCAACCGACAGCGCCUGGAAACGGCCCCGCUUCAAUAUCUCUUUGCACAUCAUCGAGAUUGUUGUUUCCUUUUUUUUGUGUGUGUGUGGGGAAAAUGUGGACGCACCGAAAGGAUACUCGGCUUCAUUAGGCGGUGUGUUUGGUGGACGGCUGCUGGAUGUCUCCGGCUGCAACCCGCCGGGCCGACUUCAGUUGAAGCCCACCGCUUCUCAACAUUUCGCCACUCAUGUCCUGUUGAGUCGAGUCUUCUGCAAUUAUUUGGGCAACGGUGCUAAGUUGAAACCAGGAGGGGGCAAAAAAAAAGAAACAAAAUGUCUACUCGAACGCCAUUACCUACAGUGAAUGAACGUGAAACAGAGCAUCACACUUCGCAUGUGGAUGGCCGUUCAGAGGUUUCUUCGCGGUCAACCCGUUCUGGAGGCGCCCGAUGCCGGAAUUCAAUUACAUCUUGCGUCGAUGAGCAGCCACAUAUAGGAAACUAUAGACUUCUGAAAACUAUUGGCAAAGGAAACUUUGCCAAGGUGAAGCUGGCUAGACAUAUCCUUACUGGAAGAGAAGUUGCAAUAAAAAUUAUAGACAAAACACAGCUGAAUCCCACCAGUCUGCAAAAGCUUUUCAGGGAAGUAAGAAUAAUGAAAUGUUUGAACCAUCCAAAUAUAGUGAAAUUAUUUGAAGUUAUUGAAACAGAGAAGACUCUCUAUUUAGUGAUGGAAUAUGCAAGUGGAGGAGAGGUGUUUGAUUACUUAGUUGCUCAUGGAAGAAUGAAAGAAAAGGAGGCUAGAGCGAAAUUCAGGCAGAUAGUAUCUGCAGUGCAGUACUGUCAUCAAAAGCAAAUUGUACACAGAGAUCUGAAGGCUGAAAAUCUGCUGCUAGAUGCAGAUAUGAAUAUUAAAAUCGCAGAUUUUGGCUUCAGCAAUGAGUUUACAGUUGGUAAUAAACUGGACACGUUCUGUGGAAGUCCACCAUAUGCUGCUCCAGAACUCUUCCAAGGGAAGAAAUAUGAUGGGCCUGAAGUUGAUGUUUGGAGUUUAGGUGUUAUACUUUACACAUUAGUCAGCGGUUCAUUACCAUUUGAUGGACAGAACUUGAAGGAACUAAGGGAAAGAGUGCUCAGAGGGAAAUACCGGAUUCCCUUUUACAUGUCUACAGACUGUGAAAACCUCCUCAAACGCUUUCUGGUACUUAAUCCUUCUAAAAGAGGUACACUGGAGCAAAUCAUGAAGGAUCGGUGGAUUAACGCGGGUCAUGAUGAUGAUGAGCUUAGACCUUUUGUAGAGCCAGAUCUGGAUAUCUCAGAUUCUAAAAGAAUAGAUCUAAUGGUUGGAAUGGGUUAUAGCCGUGAGGAAAUUCAGGAAUCUCUUGCCAAAAUGAAAUAUGAUGAAAUAACUGCAACGUAUUUGCUGUUGGGUCGAAAGUCCAAUGAGUUGGAAGUCAGUGAUUCAAGCUCCAGCAGUAACCUUUCCUUAGCUAAGAUCAGGCCAAGCAGUGACCUCAAUAAUAGUACCGGACAAUCUCCUUCCCACCACAAGGUCCAAAGAAGUAUAUCAGCCAAUCAAAAGCAACGACGGUACAGUGAUCAUGCUGGACCUUCUAUUCCACCUGUGGUAUCCUAUCCAAAGAGAAGUCAAACUAGCACUGCAGAUAGUGACUUAAAGGAGGAAGUUCAGUCAAGGAAGUCCAGCACCACUGCUGUAGGAGGAAGAGGAAUUACUCCUUCUAGCCCGAAGUUGGGAAGUGCUAACAACCCAAACAAAGCAGAGAUUCCUGAUCGCAAAAAGAGUUCUGUUGUAACUAGUAAUAACAUGGUGUCUGGAGGAAUGACCCGACGAAAUACAUACGUCUGCAGUGAAAGAACAAACGUAGAUAGGCAUUCAGUAUUACAAAAUGGAAAGGAAAACAGCCUGACAGAAAUGUCUGCUUGUGCGACUAGUUCUGCGUCUGCAUAUGUAUCUCCUCCUGCAUCUACAUCCGCUUCUACUACAUCUUCCACUUCUGCCCGAUUGCGACAUCAGAAGUCAAUGUCCAUGUCAGGCUCAGGGUAUGCUACCAAGAUGAUGCCUACAAUAGACAAUGAAGCAGAUUACUUCCGGCCUAACACUGCUCCAGGUCAGAGGACACCUGUGACCUCCACCCAUAGUAUCAGCAGCACAACCACUCCUGACCGCCUGCGUUUCCCCAGAGGAACUGCCAGUCGCAGCACUUUCCAUGGUGGCCAGCUUAGAGAACGACGAAAUGCAACGUAUAAUGGACCACCUGCAUCUCCAACACUGUCUCACGAUGCCACUCCCCUAUCCCAAGCACGAAGCCGAGGUUCUACAAACCUCUUUAGUAAACUAACCUCAAAGCUCACAAGAAGAAACAUGUCUUUCAGGUUUUCCAAAAGGGUCACUAUUGACCCAUCAAAACGGCAGACUUCGAACAAAUCAGUGCCCGCAAAUACUCCUCCACAAGGAUCAAAGACUUAUCGCAAUGUAUCUGGGGAUCAAAAAGACGAAAUCAAAGAAGCAAAGCCCCGUUCACUCCGAUUUACCUGGAGUAUGAAAACGACCAGCUCCAUGGAUCCCAAUGACAUGAUGAGAGAGAUCCGAAAGGUUCUUGAUGCAAACAAUUGUGAUUAUGAACAGCGUGAGCGUUUCUUGCUCUUUUGUGUCCAUGGCGAUGGUCAUGCAGAAAACCUUGUACAAUGGGAGAUGGAGGUCUGCAAACUGCCAAGACUGUCACUUAAUGGAGUUCGUUUUAAGCGAAUAUCAGGAACAUCCAUAGCUUUUAAAAAUAUUGCUUCCAAAAUUGCCAAUGAAUUAAGGCUGUAAAAUAUGGCUAAGCUAUAGUUUCAGGCGACAUUUCAUGAGUGUUUUUUUCUGAACACUGGUGGAAAUUUAUUGAAGAAAAUGUAUAGGAUAAUGCUUACGCAAUAACUACUGCAAUUUCAGAUCAUGGUAUUGGAAAACAGUGGAAAUUCACAAGCUGCUGAGGGGAUGGGGAAGUUGAUCAAAGAAUAGAUUUUCUUUUUAUAAAAGUGCACUACAGCAGUCAGUAUCCUAAUAACUGAACAGCUUGCCCCUUCAUCUCAGUUACUUCACGUUUGUAAUUGGCUUAGAGUCAGUUGCUUGUAAAACAAACUGGAAAUGAUUCAUCCUGUGUAGGUAUGAUCCGUGUAUGUAUUAAAAAAAUGUUCCAACAAAAUCCUUCUCUUUAAAAUGUUGUUGAAUUGAGAGACCUGUUUUCAAACCUGUAUAUCUUCCACUGUUAGUACUGAUUCAGGUGCUUAGCUUUUCAAAGACAACGAAUUGUAAGAAACAAAUAAACUCAUUUUCCAUCAGUUGUGUUUAAUGGCCUUCUGACAAUGGAGGUGUGUACCUAUGAGCUAGUUGUUUCUGUAAAAUAUAUUAUAAAGCAAGAAAUUCUGCUAAUGGAAGAAACCUAUCAGCUGUAUUUAGGCCUGUGAUGAUAUAAAUUACCUGUGUUAAGCCAGGGGUGCUGUGAUUUGGAAAUGAUUUAAGUACUGUAGAUCACAGAUGCUAAACCACACUUAGGAUCUCUUUAUUGUAGAAAAUAUCACCAUCUAAGACUGUUCCUUAAUCAAUUAGGACAUAAAAUUAUAUGUUUAUUGUUUGAGUUUCUUUACAGUAAAGCUUAGAUUGGAAACAGUUUUGUUCGGCCGUACUUUAUUUAGCUGUAAUUAUUGUUAAUAAGAAUACAGUCUGUCCUCCACACAUACUAGCUAAGUAAAAAUGUCUUGAGUCUGUAAUUUAACAUUUGGCAGUAUGGGACAAUAUUCAUUUAAGUAUGCGGUUUUUGUUUUUUUUCCAAACUAUCAGCACUGUCCUUUGGAAUGUAAAUAAUGUAACUUAGUUUGCGGACAGUAUCAUACUGUUAUACAGUUUUUUUUUCAUUUUUUUAAUGUUCUGUAAUGAGCCAGGAGUUACAAAUCAAUGUAAGUUGUCAACAUUUCAGGUUCACAACUCUUCAUUAAAGGAAAAGAAACUAAAAUGUAUUUCUGAAAUGUCACAUAUCAGUUUACUCACUGACAAAUAUGCACAUAAAUAUAUACACAUAUAUACAAUGUCUAUCAGCCUAUUAGCUAUAAAUAUUUUAUUCCUUGUAUUUUUCCAUUUUACACCAAUGAUUCCGUCCAAGUAUGUUGCUGUUUAGUCCACUAGCAACUAAGAAUAGUAUACACAUGGAUUGACAUAAAUCAAAACUAGUGAAAUGGAAGGUCAAACCUUUUUGCUAAGUUUUUCCACUCAUGUAAUUCAAAUACCAGAAAAUAAAUUCUUCUCCAUGUAUAAUGC